AUGAUUUCGCUAAAAAUACAUCUUUGUAAUCUGCCAAAUGUUUGCAAUUCUGUGGGUCACUCGAAUGUGGUCGAUUUUGCUACAGUGGUCACCAAAGCCACGGUCAUUCGGCCUAUCGAUGGGAUCUGUCGCACUAACGUGCAAACGGGUGAACGAUAUUCGCGAUUGACUGAACAACAAAUCACUGGCCGGGAAGCCGAAAUAAACACGAUAAUGCAAGCACGUCCAACAAACACUCCACACACGUCUGACGAAGCCAUGAGUGGCACGGAUAGCAGCGAGAGCAGUGUUCGAACAGAUGCAGCUCCAACCACCGAUCCACAAACGUCUGACGAAGCCGUGAAUGGCGCGGAUAGCAGCGAGAGCAGUGCGUGGACUGAUGCAGUUCUAUCCACGGAUACACACACGUCUGAAGAAGGCGUGACUGGCACGGAUAGCAGCGAGAGCAGUGUUCGAACUGAUGCAACUCUAGCCACCGAUCCACACACGUCUGACGAAGGCGUGACUGGCACGGAUAGCAGCGAGAGCAGUGCGUGGACUGAUGCAGCUCCAGCCACCGAUCCAAUCACGUCUGACGAACACGUGACUGGCGUAGACUUCAAUGAUAGCGUCUCGUCGUUUCCUGCUUCCCUUUCCACCGAUUUGCCUGUUUCCACUUAUCCGCCUCUUUCGCCUACCAAGUGUGACCCAUCCGCAGUUUGUACUGGUUAG
Echinostoma caproni is the source of this 711-nucleotide messenger RNA. The record is from the annotation of a GenBank genome assembly. NCBI's taxonomy places the organism in Eukaryota, Metazoa, Platyhelminthes, Trematoda, Plagiorchiida, Echinostomatidae.